UGUGCUCAUCACUUGUGAAUGUUUGCUUUCCACAGCUCUCAUUCCUGCAAAGAAUGAAUUUGAGCCACCUGGAGAAUAUGCCUUUAGGCCAUUCAAGUCCUCAAAGAGCACAGAGACCAUCCUGGAAGAAAUGGCUACUCUACUCAACAACAGUUAUUUUGCUAUUACUUUGCUCCUUCAGUACACUAAUCUUUACUUGUCUUCCACUCAAGACUGUCAAUGGGCCCUGUAUUGCAAAGUUUGGACCAUUACCUUCAAAAUGGCAAAUGCCCUCUCCUGAGCCUUCUUGUGUGAAUAAGACAGCUGAUUGGAGGCUGAAAAUACUUCAGAAUGGUUUGUAUUUAAUUUAUGGCCAAGUGGCUCCCAAUACAGCCUACAAGGGGCGAGCUCCUUUUGAGGUGCUGCUACGUAAGAAUGAAGACCCCAUACAAGCUCUAACGAACAACUCUACAAUCCAGAACGUAGGAGGGGCUUAUGAAUUCCAUGCUGGAGAUGUAAUAGACUUGAUAUUCAACGCUGAGCAUCAGGUUCUAAAAAAUAACACAUACUGGGGGAUCUUUUUGCUAGCAAAUCCCCAGUUCAUCUUCUAGAGACUCGAUUUGGUCUCCUCCGUCCUCUUCAGCACAUGCAGAGAUACCAGUGGGUAGGACGGAGGAGGAAGAUUUUCAGUGCCUACAGUUCAUCUGGGCACACAGAUCAACACAAACAGAACUCCUCUUCAUGUGGAUUUUCAUUUCUCAUGCCUGUCUGAAUAAGACUCAAAGGGAGGACCAAAGACAUUUGGUUACCCUUGACGUUAGGUCAGCAAAGGCACUUUACUAGUUCAUAAUAAAAUGAAUACGGGUGGCUAGAGGACAGAAUCUUCUCAAAGUGUCUUUGUCUAAUCCUUGAAUCCCUGGGUGGAAAAAAAUGAAGUCUUAUUCCCAUGGGAGCCUUAUCUGGUAUGAAAAAAGAUCCAGGGCAGUAGCCUGGCCUUGUUCUCAUACUCUUGGACCGUGGAUUGCUUGACUUCAUUCUUCCCAUAUUCCCAUCUUCUGAGACCCUCCUAAUAAAAAGUAGACUUGGACGGUGGCCACAGAUAUGCCAGCAAUACACCACUUUAGAUUUGAUGGCAUUAGAGGAUAGAGAACACUCUUGAGAACUAUUGGGACAGAGGCACAGGUGGCAUUGGAAUGGAACGCACUUUAUUCGGGAAUUUUCCUUGAUUUUAUCAUACUCAGGAUGCAGGGUGCUUUAUAAAACCAGCUGGUCAAAAGGGUCAUUCUGAACCUCACAUAGGGCUUCAAGAGAACUUGUGUAUGUGUCUAAACGUUGUCAAUAGUAAAGAAAGAGUAAUCAUUACUAAUCAUAAGCUUUACCCCAGAAAUUGAUAUUACCAGUACUGUAUUUUAUCAUGUAACGAUUUCAUAUUUUUAGCUAGCUCUGCACAGUUUGCAAAGUGCUUUCAUAUAUCACUUGACAAUUCUAUGAAGUUAAUGGAGCAGGUAUU
Balaenoptera ricei (Rice's whale) is the source of this 1489-nucleotide messenger RNA. RefSeq names its product TNF superfamily member 18 (gene TNFSF18). Gene Ontology annotation, molecular function: tumor necrosis factor receptor superfamily binding. Gene Ontology annotation, biological process: T cell proliferation involved in immune response; tumor necrosis factor-mediated signaling pathway. The record is from RefSeq and is a predicted model, not a curated record. NCBI's taxonomy places the organism in Eukaryota, Metazoa, Chordata, Mammalia, Artiodactyla, Balaenopteridae. Bases 54 to 590 code for a protein of 178 amino acids. The transcript has 3 exons.